This is a messenger RNA of Mesocestoides corti, 417 nucleotides long. The record is from the annotation of a GenBank genome assembly. Lineage: Eukaryota; Metazoa; Platyhelminthes; Cestoda; Cyclophyllidea; Mesocestoididae.
AUGCAGGCCGUUCUUGCUGGUCUUCUCGUCUUAAGCGUUGCCGUUACCGCCAACCCAUUGUACUCCAUCAGCAUACCGAAGGCUGCCAACUCCAGUGUCGUCACCGUCAUCAACUGGAUCGUCGAGUCAGGCCUGAAUAGUACUGAUUCCUGGACGCUUCGAUUAGCUGGAGACUCGGCUUGCGGCAAGUGCCCUCUGCUGGCGCCCACCAAAUUGUCAUCCUGGCCUAAUACCUGUAACACCUGCGUCGGUAGCUUCUGGGAGGAACUGAAGAAAGUAAAGGGAUGCCAUACCUGCCGCAAGAUAAAUUGGCACUGCAAGAAGUGUCAGAAGCACCUCAAAAGUACCUAUGACUCACAGCUCGCCUUACGGAACAAGUAUUCAACAUACUACCUCAAUUACAUCCGUUUCGUAUGA